AACCAAAACCAAUGACCAUUUUGUUUAGUGGCACAAAAAGCAAAAUAUCACAGCUUGGGCCUUCGCAGACGCUUUGUGGGAAAAAUGAAAAGUGAACAGCUGGCUGGGACAUGAACAUCAGUUACACCUGCUUUCACAGAGCAGAAUCAAGUCAGGACAUGUGAGGACGUUCACUGCACAAAUGUCACCAUCAGGGAUUUAACAGUUAAAGGUCUCGCCCGUCUCACGGAACCCUGCCCACGACCUUAGAGCUGAUCCCGAACACCCGACACUGAAGCGGGAUCGAGACAGCAAAACAACCAAAACGUUGGAAAAAGUAGUCCUGAAGUUAGAAAAGAAGCUCCAUAUUGUCGUCCUCUGGCCCGGACUUACUGGUUUUCAGUAUUAACUGAUCAUGUUGGCCACCUGGCAGCUUCACCUGCAGCCCGGUUAAAGAAAAGGCGAGCAGCAGCAGACAGGACGUGUUGCUACAAGACUUUAAAAGGUGACGGCAGAGCACAUGACCUCAUCAGAGGCAACACCGACUAACUGUGACUGCCACCAUCAGGUGAGAGCAGCGAACUGCAGUAAACUGGCAAACUGUUCUUUUGGGUGAGACGUUUUUGUAAAGAGUCUUAGUGGCAGCGACUGUAUUCUCUGCACAUGUUGUUGGUCUGAAUCUUGUGAAGUGACAGGGCUCAGUCACACGGUCACACUCAGCCUGUUUAAUGUUGCAGAAGACACAACUUGCAGCACAGGUUUUACCUCUGGAGGUUUCCUGCAGUACAUCAUCCUACACCACAUUGAAAUACGUGUAUGUGGUAUAGCAUUUUACAACCUCUAAGAGGUAAAGACUGUGCUCACUGUGAAACCACCACUGAACAUCUGUAUUGCAGGGUUUUACUGCGGUUUCACCUCUGAAGACACUUUACAAAGACUAACUGUGUUACUGUAGUGUCAGUGGUGCGGUUUGGUACAGGUGUUGAACAGCUGGUGGUGUCCAGGACAAUGAAGUGAAGUGCACACAGCCAGGACAAGAAAUCGAAAUUCAUUCUCAUCUGUUACUCCCUCAGUUUCAGCCUCUGAACUCUGGGGGGCGCUGCAAACUGCUCAGUAUUUGUUUUUUGGUUUUUUUGUGAAUUAGAGAUUCACUUUGGUUUAAGGCUUUUAUUUGUACAUUAACUUUAACAUUUCAGUGUUCCUCCUCCAGGAAUGCCCAGAGAGCGUCACCUCUGGUCUCCCAGUGUCUUGUCAAUGCUGAUUAACUAUUUUGCAGCCCGGUUUAAAACUUUGCACGACUUUCAGCAGGUCUGAAGCACAGGACGUGGUGGAGAAAUGGGGCUGCAGUUUGUCACUUCUGCCAGAUGGGGGCGACACACUAGUACUUCAGUAACCUGUCAUGUGUUUUACGAUGUCUCUGAGUUCGGUAAAUCGCUGUGACAGCCAGCCUGUUGAUGGUGCACGACUUUAUUCAAGAACUUAAAAAUUUAUUUGUCACAUACAUAAACAAUCAAACACUGAUAAUAAAAGUCUGUAAUGUGCACACCCUAAAAUGCUUUGUUCUCAUUGAAGUAAAGUAAAUAUACUUAUGUAAACUGCCUUCCAAAUGUCACCUUUUUACGAGCUCUUAGAAACAAGUUUUCAGCUUUUUUAAAUGGCAACGCACACACAGCUUUUUAAAUAAUUUGAUCAGCUGACAAACAUUUCAUUCAAACUUCUGAUGUCUUUGAAUGUGUGAGCUGUGAGGCGUUUGAUGUCUGAUUGGAUGUCUGGUGGAUAUGCCCUUGGGGACCCGGAGCAGAGGCCCCUGAGGCCCAGGGAGUGUGUGUGGAGCAUAAAAGGAGCAGAUGAGCCAGCAGCUCUUCACUCUCUGCUCAGAGCCGACAACCAGCUGACCCUCAGCCAUGACCUCCUUCUCCAGCCGCAGUAGCUACAUGUCCUCCUCCUUGAGGAGCUCCACCACGAUGGCCCCCUCCUGGUCCUCCUCCUCCCGCCGGGUAGGCAGCAUGGGAGUCGGCAGCGUGUACGGAGGAGCCGGAGGUUCUGGAGUCCGUGUCUCCAAGGCCUCCGCCUCCUUUGGAGCUUUAAACCUGGCCGGCACCAUUGAUGUCUCCGUCAGCGAGAAGGCCACCAUGCAGAACCUGAACGACCGCCUGGCCAGCUACCUGCAGAAGGUGCGCAGUCUGGAGAAGGCCAACGGGGACCUGGAGCUGAAGAUCAGACAGUUCCUGGAGAGCAGAGCUGCACCCGAGGCUCACGACUUCUAUGGCUUCAACAUCCGCAUCAAAGACAUGCAGGACCAGAUCAGCAUCGCUGCUCGUGGAAACGCCGCCCUGGUCCUUGCCAUCGACAACGCCAAACUGGCCACCGACGACUUCAAAGUCAAGUACGAGAACGAGUUGGCCAUGCGUCAGUCGGUGGAGGCCGACAUCGCCGGGCUGAGGAGGGUCCUGGACGAGCUGACGCUGAGCCGGAACGACCUGGAGAUGCAGGUGGAGGGACUGAAGGACGAGCUGUUCCAGCUCAAGAGGAACCACGAGGAGGACCUGCUGGCUGUGAGGGCCCAGAUGGGAGGUCAGGUCAACGUGGAGGUGGACGCUGCUCCUCAGGAGGACCUGUCCACCGUCAUGGCCGGAAUCAGAGAGCACUACGAGGCCGUCGCCAACAAGAACCGCAGAGAACUGGAGUCCUGGUUCCAGGCCAAGACGGCCGAGCUGAACAAAGAGGUGGCUGUGAGCACCGAGACUCUGCAGACGUCCAAGUCCGAGAUCGGAGAGAUCAGACGAACCAUUCAGACCCUGGAGAUCAAACUGCAGGCUCAGAUCAGCAAGAGAGGAGCUCUGGAGGCGACUCUGGCUGAGACCAAGAGCCGCUACGCCAACAUGCUGACAGGUUACCAGGGGCAGGUGGUGGCUCUGGAGGAGCAGCUGUCCCAGCUCAGGGCAGACCUGGAGAAGCAGAAGGUCCAGUACUCAGACCUGCUGGACAUCAAGACCAGACUGGAGCUGGAGAUCGCAGAGUACCGGAGGCUGCUGGACGGAGACACCGAGAGCAGCAGCAGCAGCAGCUCCACCACCAGAGUGGUGGUCAUCGUGCAGGAAGACCAAACCUCCUCAAACUGACACACCAGUUGGACCAAAAUAAAACCAGAAGCAGCUUCGACCAAUCAGAUGCUGUGAUCUGUAACCUGACUGUGUGAGGAGGUUCAAUAAACCAGAAGUUUGUUGUCA
Molecule: messenger RNA, 3209 nt
Organism: Scatophagus argus
Lineage: Eukaryota; Metazoa; Chordata; Actinopteri; Scatophagidae
Product: keratin, type I cytoskeletal 50 kDa-like
Exons: 8
Coding region: 1884-3101 (405 amino acids)
Molecular function (GO): structural molecule activity
Source: RefSeq, a predicted model, not a curated record